Molecule: messenger RNA, 1890 nt
Organism: Botrytis fragariae
Lineage: Eukaryota; Fungi; Ascomycota; Leotiomycetes; Helotiales; Sclerotiniaceae
Product: putative heterokaryon incompatibility protein
Exons: 2
Coding region: 1-1890 (629 amino acids)
Source: RefSeq, a predicted model, not a curated record
AUGGGGACGCCACAGCCUUUAUUGAUGGAAGUUCCAUUCCUUUGCGAGUUCUGUCGAAAAUUGGAUAUCUAUAACUCUAUCCGUCGUAACGUAUGCGACAUGUUUGACGCAGCUACUAGUGGGUGUUUUCUUUGCGACAUCGUACUCAAGUCCUUGGGGAAAAUGGACCCUCAGGCCCAGCAUUUUGACACUGUGAAUAUGUUUGUUUCGAUUUCGGGUCAGGUAAUAAUGUGGCAAUCAUCUAAAGAAGAAUUUCGCUUCUGUCAAGAUGACCGACUCGCCAAGCGUGUACCCUUCAGACCACUAUCGUUAGAUGUUUCAUCAAAAGAAAGCUUCAACAUUAUAUCCACCUGGUUACAGCAAUGUCUCUCGAAGCACAAGAGAUGCCGGAAUCGAGACAAGGUUAACCAAAAAUUGCCAACCAGGGUUAUAGAUGUACAGCACGAAGGUCAGGAUCCGUUCUUGGUAGAAACAAAUCAAAGAAAUGGCAACUGGGUUGCAUUGAGUUAUUGUUGGGGCUCUUCACCUACAGCGAUAACAACAAGGCAAAAUCUUCAACAGCAUUGUAUUAAGAUACCUAUGUCUGCUCUUCCUCAAACCAUGAAAGAUGCUAUUGUUGUUACUCGUCGGUUACGUCAUCGAUAUCUUUGGAUUGAUUCUUUGUGUAUUAUACAAGAUUCACCAGAAGAUUGGGCCGUGGAGUCACUUAAAAUGGCAGACGUUUAUGGAGGCGCCUCUUUGACAAUUGCAGCAGGAGCAGGCAUAGAUACCGCGUCUGGGAUUUUUGACAGUACUAAUGUUUUCCGCCGACAACAAUGUGGAAAGUUUAAUUUCUCGAUCGAAGGCUAUGAUCCACAUCAUCUUGAAGAACGUGGGAGGCUGUGUGUAGUGAAUUCCAUAGAUUUGGAUCCAUAUACAUUUGCAGGCUGUCUCAGCAAACGUGCUUGGACUUUGCAGGAAGAUUUAAUGUCUCGGCGCUUAAUUACCUUCGGUAAAGAGCAAUUAUACUGGAGGUGCAUCACACAAGACUUCUUAGAGGUAUGUCCCUCUCGAGAAUUCACCCAAAAGAACCACCGAAGAGGGCGUACGUCGGGCGGAAAUCACACUGAUUUUGUACGCCGAAAUAUGAAUGAAAAAAAGACAAAAUUGCCAUCGUGGUACGGUAUCGUGAAUGAUUAUAUUAACCGUCACAUAACAAUGCGAAAAGAUGUACUAGUUGGUAUCUCGGCUAUUGCCAAGGUGAUGGCUAAAGAGAUGGGACAGCCUCCUGCUGCGUACAAGGCAGGUCUUUGGGAACAUGACUUCCACCGAGGUCUCCUUUGGCGAAGGUCAUACAACAGCCGCCUGCCACUCAUACGACCUACUGAAUACAUCGCGCCAUCUUGGAGUUGGGCCUCAGUCAGUACCAGCCACAUGUCAUCGCCUCGUAUCUACGAUGACGAAACAAAUGACGAUGGUACACCUCCUUCAGAUGCUAAAAUCAUUGAAAUAAUCAUUAAGAACGAGAAUGACGAUCAUUUCGGAGUGGUAAAAGGGGGUUAUGUUAAGCUCUCAGGGCCAACCUUAGAAAUCUGCCGCCAUGAAAUCCCAUCAAUCUUUCUGGAUUGCCCUGAGAAUGCGAAAGAUGAAAUUCGUAUGAAGCAUCCCCGAAAUUUGACCGAAGAAUACAUCAUGGAGGGCAAUUUGAUUGCGAAUGGAUGCAAGGAUUCCCACCCAAAGGCUCUGCUGGUCAGCAUUUCAACUUUUCCUGAGAACCAUAAGCAUUCUUUGAUUCUCCAGAGUACUGGAAGCCUUGAUGUAUAUCAACGAGUUGGGUGCAUCGACAUUUCCGCACGUGGUGGUAAGUUCCAGCAUCCAGAUUGGAUAACAAGAGAGAUAACAAUCAUGUGA